Molecule: messenger RNA, 864 nt
Organism: Colletotrichum lupini
Lineage: Eukaryota; Fungi; Ascomycota; Sordariomycetes; Glomerellales; Glomerellaceae
Exons: 1
Coding region: 1-864 (287 amino acids)
Source: RefSeq, a predicted model, not a curated record
AUGCCUACUCUUACGACGCCCUCUUCUACCUCCUCCACUUCUACCAACUCUUCUACUUCAACUGAUUCUUCUACUACCUUAAUCCUAACAACAUCCUCUUCUACCUCGUCUUCAUCUACCGACGCACCGACAACAACAAGCUCUUCAUCCUCUAGCACCGACACGGCUUCAUCUAGCACAGACAGUCUUACUUCCUCAAGUUCAAGCAGUUCAAACCCUAGUGGAAGCAUCAUCACUACGCCCACCACAUCCAGCUCCAGCUCGUCUACCGCAGACACCAGCAGCACGGCAUCUGCUAGUAGCACUAGCUCGUCCACCGGCAGUCUAGGAAGCUCUUCAACGGUCAGCUCUGGAACCUCUUCGGCCAGCUUUCCGGGAAGUUCCUUGACCAGCAGCUCGGCAACUUCAUCUUCGAGCAGCACGUCUCUGAGUAGCCUGCCCACGAGCCUUCUCAGCAUCAGCAGCACUCUCGGCGGCAUCAGCAGCAGCAGCGCCUCCUUGCUCUCUCUCUCCUCGACCAGUGUGCCCACAAUCUCGUCUUCUAUCCUACCAAGCAACUCCUCAGCCGUCCUAAUUUCAACUUCCAGCUCUUUGACCAGCUCUCUCACCACUCUCACUCCGUCGUCGUCAUCCUCUUCUGUUGUCGUCUCGCCUACAUUAACUUCCGAUACAAGGGGAGUCUACGAUCCGUCCAUCGGUCUAGCCUUUCCUGGCCCGUCCACCACUCCGUCCAUCACUCCAUCCCCUACUUCAUCUGGCACCCCUUCGACGCCGGCGAGCUCCACAGGAGUUGCUUCCAUCUCUUUCGGAGUUCUCUUCAAUCUGCAAGUUCUCGCGGGCGCCGUCCCAACCAACCCUGUCUAG